Molecule: messenger RNA, 2198 nt
Organism: Notothenia coriiceps (black rockcod)
Lineage: Eukaryota; Metazoa; Chordata; Actinopteri; Perciformes; Nototheniidae
Gene: ccn5
Product: cellular communication network factor 5
Exons: 5
Coding region: 83-1141 (352 amino acids)
Biological process (GO): positive regulation of cell differentiation; signal transduction; cell adhesion
Cellular component (GO): extracellular region; extracellular matrix
Molecular function (GO): heparin binding; integrin binding
Source: RefSeq, a predicted model, not a curated record
CACAGAGACACACUGAGACACACAGAGACACACAGAGACACACAGAGACACACAGAGACACACAGAGACACACUGAGCCCCCAUGGACCGCCGGCUGUGUGACGGUGUGAUCGCUCUGGCUGCUCUGCUGUGUGUGGCUACACAGGUGCGUUCCCAGCUGUGUGACAGACCCUGCCUUUGCCCCUCAGAGGUCCCUCAGUGCCCAGCAGGCAUCCCUCUGGUGCCCGAUGGCUGCCGGUGUUGCCAGGUUUGUGCGCGGCAGCGAGCCGAGCCCUGCACGGAGAAGUUUCCCUGCGACAGUCAGAGGGGUCUGCAGUGCGACUACAGCGCCAGCUUCCCCGGAGAACCAGGGGAGUGUGUCGGUCAGGAGGAUCUGGGCUGUGAAGUAAACGGCGUCUCUUACCAUGACGGCCAGUCGUUUCAGCCUUCCUGCGAUACUUCCUGCCACUGCAGCGGCGGUGGGGUGAGCUGUGUGCCAACUUGUCCGCUGAAUUUCCAUCUCCCCACUUUGGACUGUCCCAACCCACAACGUAUCCGGUUACCGGGGAAAUGCUGCAAGGAAUGGAUGUGUGAAAACCUGGAGAACACAGUCAUACAGGACGCCAUCACAGCCAUGAGACCUGGCAGGUUGUGGCCGUCUCUCCCGAUGGAUCACCCUCUGAACAAGCUUGUCCUGCCAGCCUCCCCCUGUACGGAGAAGAGCACCCAGUGGAGCGCCUGUUCUCAGAGCUGUGGGGCCGGGGUCUCCACACGAGUCUCUAACCAGAACCCGGCCUGCAAGCUGCAAAUGGAAACUCGACUCUGUAAAGUUCGGCCUUGCAAUGCAGUUCGGACUCACCCAAGGACACCCAUGUGGGGUCAGCAGGGACAGUGCAAGGCCAGCUACACGUCACCAGGCCCCGUCCGACUCGUUCACCAGGGCUGCUUCAGCACUCAGGCCUUCCAGCUCCGUUACUGCGGACAGUGCACUGACUCCCGCUGCUGCACGCCGUAUCACACCACCACGGCUGAGGUCUCCUUCCGCUGCUCCACCGGCAGACUGCUCCAGCGACCCGUGAUGAUGAUCCACUCGUGUGUUUGCCAUAACAACUGCCCCUACGCCCCCUACAGUAACCCGGCUCUCUGGGGAUAUCGGCCCUGAGCAGCCUGUGUGAGCGCCGGGUCGCUCAGAACAAUAAGACUUCACUGAGGCGGAUCCACAUCCUCCCAAAGACUGACCCAGCAAGAGAGAAAAGGAUCAUUUAAAAUAUAAACUGUGAUUGAGUUGGGAUGAACGCCGAUCUUCACACAUGCACAAUCUCAAACUGCACUUAUUCACAACUCCUUCUAAUUCCCACACUUUGGGGCGCAAUUAAUUAUGUGUCAAAUCCAGACGAACGAAAGAAGCUUUAUUUGCCACUGUGCUCUUAACACAGAGGUUACAAAGUGCUUUAGAUGAAUUAGAUAAGGGUAUGAUAGACCAGACUGAGAAGGCAAUCAAUAAAACAAGUAGUACUGAUUCGCCUUCUCUGAGACUGCUCCUCUUAAAUGUCAUUACAUUUUAAAAUCAAUCCUCAAAGUCACAGGGAGCCAAUAGAGAGGAAUUACAACUGGUGGCAUAUGUGAUUUAUCUAAAGUUUUGUUACAUUUUUAAAGUUUUUAGAGUGAAGCAAUUCAAUUAAUAAUUCUGCCUUCCAUAUUGAGGCUAACAAAACCCAUUUUCUUGCAAUUUAAAUGAAUUGUUCCUAUUUAAAUAUGAAGUGAAGACAGUUGGCCUUAGUGUUGAUAUGGUCAUAAAGAACAUUUUAAAGAAAUGUUUACAUUGCUUACCAGCAAUUUACGGUAUGCCUUUAAGGGCAUAGUUUGUUAGAUAGAAAAUGAUCCCAAAGAAUGACCCCAACCUUUGUGUUGACCGAUAUUGAGCAGUAACUUUUAACCUGUACAGUUUUUGUAGUAAUGUGACAUUGCACUUCUUUUUUUGAUUUAAUGUUUUGUUGUAAAUAAUUAUAGACAGAUGUAACUGGAAAAUAUCUCUAUUUCACAUGUCCUGCAUUUUUAAAUGAUUUUUGUAUUUUUUAUUCAUAUUUUUUCAUAUUAGAAUGUUCAAAGAUUCAUAUUUUCCUAAUGUAUAUUUUGUGGCCUUUUUUCAUAAAUAAUUUUGCAGUACACUUCUUCUCUCUGAUGAUGAGCUGUUAAAAACAUGUUUGAAGCAAACAGAA